AUGGACUUGGAAAUUUACGUCUCAUUUCAAUUCAAAGAAAACAUUUUUGAUUUAUUAAAACAUGAAACAAAUGAUUUCUUUUCUAGGGUUCUUUUGGUUAUUGUGUUGGUAUUACUUGGAGUAUUUUUCGGAUUGGACACUGCUAAGAAACCUGAACGUUUUAUUUCCCUUGCUGGAUUGCUUGUGAACAUUCUCUUCUGUUGGAUUUUCUCAAAACACCCAAGAAAGGUUAAGUGGCGACCAGUUAUCUGGGGACUUGCUUUACAGUUUGUGUUUGGCUUGCUUAUUCUUCGUACCAAAUUUGGUUUUGAAGCUUUCAAAGGUGCAGGAAAUCAAGUGACAGCAUUCUUGGAUUACACCAGUGUUGGGGCUGCAUUUGUGUUUGGAGAAGGCUACAGAGAACAUUUCUUUGCCUUCCAGGUGCUGCCCAUUAUUAUUUUCUUCAGUUCAGUUAUCUCACUGUGUUAUUAUAUUGGUAUCAUGCAAGUGAUUAUCAAGAAAAUUGCGUGGCUUAUGCAGAAAACAAUGAAGACAAGUGGUGUGGAGAGUUUGAAUGCUGCUGGAAAUAUCUUUAUUGGACAGACUGAAGCACCCCUUAUGAUUAGACCAUUUCUUGAACAUGUCACAAUGUCAGAGCUUCAUGCAAUAAUGACAGGUGGAUUUGCUACCAUCGCAGGAAGUGUAUUGGCAGCUUACAUCGAGUAUGGUGUAUCAGCCUCUCAUUUGUUGAGUGCAUCUGUGAUGUCUGCGCCAGCCGCUCUUGCCAUUUCAAAGCUAAUGUACCCAGAAACAGAAAUUCCAGAAACUCUUGAUGAUGAAAAUAUUGAACUGCCCAAAGGAAAUGAAAGGAAUAUUAUUGAAGCGGCUGCCAAAGGUGCCAGUACUGCUAUUGCUCUUGUUGCCAACAUUGCAGCCAAUCUGAUUGCUUUCCUUGCCUUUUUGGCGUUUUUCAAUGGAGUCUUGUCGUGGCUUGGAUCAAUGGUUGGAAAACCAGAACUUAGUUUUGAGUAUAUUUGUUCAUAUGUACUACGACCAGUUGCCUUUAUCAUGGGUGUUCCUUGGGAAGAUUCAGAUGUUGUUGCAGAGCUUCUUGGUAUUAAAACAUUCCUAAAUGAGUUUGUGGCUUAUACACGGCUUGCUGGGUUUAUUGAUAACCGAAUAAAAAUGAAUGGCUUGCGCACAAUUUCGAUACGUUCUGAAAUCAUUAGCACCUACGCUCUCUGUGGGUUUGCUAAUUUGUCAUCCGUCGGGGUUGUGCUUGGAGGUCUGGGGCCCAUGGCUCCUAGUCGUGUACCGGACAUGUCCAAGAUAGCAAUCAGGACCCUUAUUGCUGGUACUGUUGCAUGUUUCAUGACUGCUUGUGUAGCAGGUGUCCUUUAUGAUGAGAGUUUGUACGAAGGUGUAGUUCAGAUAGCGACUGCAGCACCCAAUGCAACAGUUGCUCCAUAAAUUGCAGUGUACAGCCAUAUUGUAGAUAGCUAAUGCUUGGGCCUUUUCCUUCUUUUUUUUUGUACCCUACUGCAAAGCUAAAGAUCUUCAACAGACGACUGGGAAACUUAUUAACAAUAUUGCCGAAGUUAAUUGUUAUAAGUCAGUGGGACCUUGAUUUAAGCAUUGUUAUUUUCUGUAGACUUUAUUGAUCGUUUUCAAGGAAAGAAGGAGAUCGAAUUGUUUUGUUUACAAAGGCUUUCUGUCCUCAAAUGUUUCUUUCAACACUUUGAAGGUGAAUGCUGUGCAGGCUUUCGCUCUUAUGAUCUGAUUCACAACUCUUCCCUCUGACUGUCAUAAAUUUCCUCGAGAAAUUGGUAUUUUAUCAAAGUAAUGCCCUCCAGCUGGUAACGCUGCACAUUAUUGACUGCUUACUGGGUAAUGUAUCGAUGUUGUAGGGAGAUUUCACAUAACUGAAAGCAUUAGAGCACAUCAGCGCUUAUGCACGCUGAAGGAGAGUGCGUGGGGGUAUCUUUCUUUGCCAUAUGUAGGAAAUAAUAUUUUAGUUCACACUAUACUGUUUUGAUGCUGCUUUCAUGGUAAAUAGAAAAUUUAUGAGGAUAUCAAGUAAAUGUGUGUAAAUGUUCGUUGAAAUAGAAACAGUUUAAGGAGAAACAUUCGCUCGUAUUUAGUAACUCAGAAUUCAAAAGAGCUACAAUUAAGGGGAAAAUAAGAUUCAAACAAUUUAAAAAGUUUACUUUAAACCUGCUAGGAGAUUAGAUUUUUUCUCUUUUGAAAUAAAAUCCCUGGAUAUUUUUAAAAGACGAUUUCACAGUGGGGUAAUAUUUUUGGUAAAUACCGUCCUACAACUUAUAGCGUUCUUAAAACUUAAUGAAGUAAAUUUAACAAUAUCGUACGUUAUUAAUAAAAGAG
Messenger RNA from Pocillopora damicornis (cauliflower coral), 2361 nucleotides. RefSeq names its product solute carrier family 28 member 3. Gene Ontology annotation, molecular function: nucleoside:sodium symporter activity. Lineage: Eukaryota; Metazoa; Cnidaria; Anthozoa; Scleractinia; Pocilloporidae. Gene Ontology annotation, cellular component: plasma membrane. The record is from RefSeq and is a predicted model, not a curated record. Gene Ontology annotation, biological process: nucleoside transmembrane transport.